Messenger RNA from Pelmatolapia mariae (spotted tilapia), 1095 nucleotides. Its product is annotated as amidophosphoribosyltransferase-like. The coding region runs from base 1 to 1095 and encodes 364 amino acids. NCBI's taxonomy places the organism in Eukaryota, Metazoa, Chordata, Actinopteri, Cichliformes, Cichlidae. Gene Ontology annotation, molecular function: amidophosphoribosyltransferase activity. The transcript has 8 exons. Gene Ontology annotation, biological process: purine nucleotide biosynthetic process. The record is from RefSeq and is a predicted model, not a curated record.
AUGGAAAAUCAGGGGCAGGAAUGUGCUGGGAUUGUCACAAGUAAUGGAGCCAGUCCACCCACAUACACAACACACAAGGGAAUGGGAUUAGUGAGCACGGCUUUUCCACCCGAGGCUCUCACCAAACUGCGCUAUGGUAACCUCUGCAUUUGCCACACACGCUAUUCAACUACUGGGAUCUCAGAGCUGCAGAACUGCCAGCCCUUUGUGGUGGAUACACUGCAUGGCAAGAUAGCUGUAGCGCACAAUGGAGAGCUGGUUAAUGCCCAUGCCCUGCGGAAAAAGGUGAGGAGGGGGCUCUGCUUGUAUUACAGGGAGGUCUUGCCAGGAGAGAUAGUCCAGAUAUCCAGACAUGGUGUCACGUCUCUGAGUGUUGUGCCCCGGCCUGAGGGAGGCCUCCCAGCCUUCUGCAUUUUUGAAUAUGUUUAUUUUGCCAGACCGGACUCUAUUUUCGAAGGGCAGAUGGUUUAUACUGUCAGACAGCGCUGUGGGUGGCAGUUGGCCGCCGAGUCUCCGACUGAUGCAGACGUUGUCAGCACUGUGCCAGAGUCUGCCACCCCUGCUGCUCUGGGCUACGCUCAGCAGUCUGGUCUUCCAUACGUUGAAGUUCUGUGUAAGAACCGAUAUGUUGGAAGAACCUUUAUCCAGCCAAAUACCCGCUUGAGGCAGAUAGGAGUGACCAAGAAGUUUGGAGCACUGAUGGACAACUUUGAUGGGAAACGAGUGGUGCUCAUUGAUGACUCCAUCGCCAGAGGCAACACAAUUUCUCCCAUUAUUAAACUGCUGAAGGAAGCAGGUGCCAAAGAGGUGCACAUCAGGGUGGCUUCUCCACCAGUCAGGUUCCCCUGCUACAUGGGCAUCAACAUCCCAACCAAGGAGGAGCUCAUCGCCAACAAGCCGGAGUUUGAGGACAUUGCUGGUUAUAUUGGUGCUGACAGUGUCAGAUAUCUGACUGUGGAGGGCCUCGUAUCUGCAGUCCAGGAGGGCAUCGCUUUGCAUAAUGAAAAGGACAAAAUAAACCACAAGCUCAACAGGAAAGUGGGCCACUGCACUGCCUGUCUGACUGGGAAAUAUCCAGUGGAGCUGGAGUGGUAA